This is a messenger RNA of Mobula hypostoma (lesser devil ray), 11434 nucleotides long. Its product is annotated as metal transporter CNNM2-like. Gene Ontology annotation, biological process: transport; intracellular manganese ion homeostasis; magnesium ion homeostasis. Gene Ontology annotation, cellular component: cytoplasm; plasma membrane. Gene Ontology annotation, molecular function: magnesium ion transmembrane transporter activity. The transcript is spliced from 8 exons. NCBI's taxonomy places the organism in Eukaryota, Metazoa, Chordata, Chondrichthyes, Myliobatiformes, Myliobatidae. The coding region runs from base 244 to 2631 and encodes 795 amino acids. The record is from RefSeq and is a predicted model, not a curated record.
GAGGCUCGCGGCAGAGCUGGGUCCGAAUUUCCAGUCAAAGCGCGAGGUGGCUGGCGGCGGCGGACCGAUGGUCCGGCCAAGAAAAUAGCCAUUCACACCAGAAAAGGCGUGUUAUGCCGACGCAAAGAGAAGGAGAAAUGUUAAAAGAGGAAUGAAAGACACUGAUUAUUAGAUGCGAUCCCCCCUACCCUCCCCACAACUAUCAUUUAACACUCGCUGAGGGGGGGCAGCGCCUCCAUUUCCAUGCCAAACAUGGCGGCUGGCAGCCGCGGCGGCCGAGUCGGCUUCUUCCUGGGCGCCUGCUGCUGCUGCCUGCUGCUGCGGGGCUGCGAGGCGACGGCGGAGGGGGAGGAGGCGGGCACGGUCAUCAUCGGUCUGCGGCUGGAGGACACGGACGACGUGACGAGCAUGGGGGGAGGCGUGGUGCGGGUGAGCGAGCGCACCCGGGUCCGGCUGCGGCUCUACGGCCGCCACAUCGACAACAGCACCUGGAGCCGCAUCGGCUUCACAGAGCACCGGCGCACGGCGGCCGACCGCGCCUUCGACCCGUGCGGCGUGCGCACCUCCGACAUCGUAGUGCUGCCCGGCGUGGCGGUGAGCCGCCGCAGCACCGGGGUCAUCGAGAUGGAGAUCAAGCCGCUGCGCAAGACGGAGAAGACCAAAGCCUAUUACCUGUGCACGGCGGCGGGCCGGGCGCCCGAGCCGGCCGACUGGCUCUACCACGACGCUGAAGACACCAUGGUAGUGGUGGUGGAGGAGAGGAAGUUUCUGCUGCCCUUCUGGCUGCAGGUCAUCUUCAUCUCGGUGCUACUCUGCCUGUCGGGCAUGUUCAGCGGCCUCAACCUGGGCUUGAUGGCUCUCGACCCCAUGGAGCUGCGCAUCGUGCAGAACUGCGGCACCGACAAGGAGAAGAACUACGCCAAGCGUAUCGAGCCGGUGCGGCGCCAGGGCAACUACCUGCUGUGCUCGCUCCUGCUGGGCAACGUGCUGGUCAACACGACCCUCACCAUCCUGCUGGACGACAUCGCCGGCUCGGGCGUGGUGGCCGUGGCCGUCUCCACCGUAGGCAUCGUUAUCUUCGGCGAGAUCGUGCCCCAGGCGAUCUGCUCCCGGCACGGCUUGGCCGUGGGCGCCAACACCAUCGCUCUCACCAAGUUCUUCAUGCUGCUCACCUUCCCUGCCUCGUACCCGGUUAGCCGGCUGCUCGACGUAAUCCUGGGUCAGGAGAUCGGCACCGUGUACAACCGCGAGAAGCUGCUGGAGAUGCUGCGGGUCACCGACCCUUAUAACGACCUGGUCAAGGAGGAACUCAACAUCAUCCAGGGCGCUUUGGAGCUCAGGACUAAGACGGUGGAGGACGUGAUGACCCCGCUGCGAGACUGCUUCAUGAUCGCCUGCGAGGCGAUCUUGGAUUUCAACACUAUGUCCGAGAUCAUGGAAAGCGGUUACACCAGGAUCCCCGUCUACGAGGGCGAGCGGUCAAACAUCGUCGACUUGCUCUUUGUCAAGGACCUGGCCUUCGUGGACCCCGAUGACUGCACACCUUUGAAGACCAUCACCAAAUUUUACAACCACCCCUUGCAUUUCGUUUUUAACGACACUAAGUUGGAUGCGAUGCUGGAAGAAUUUAAAAAAGGUAAAUCUCAUCUGGCAAUAGUACAGAGAGUGAACAAUGAAGGAGAAGGGGAUCCAUUUUACGAGGUGCUUGGAAUUGUCACACUAGAGGAUGUAAUUGAAGAAAUUAUCAAAUCAGAGAUCCUGGAUGAGACUGAUUUAUAUACGGAUAACAGAACCAAAAAGAAAAUUACACAUCGUGAAAGAAAACAAGAUUUCUCUGCCUUCAAACCAACAGACAGUGAAAUGAAGGUCAAAAUCUCACCACAGCUACUAUUAGCAACACAUCGUUUUCUAGCAACAGAAGUGGAGCCAUUCAGUCCAACGCAGAUGUCAGAGAAGAUCUUGCUGAGGCUGCUCAAGCAUCCUAAUGUCAUUCAGGAAAUGAAAUUUGAUGAGAGAAACAAAAAAGCCCCGGAACAUUAUCUCUUCCAUCGGAACAAACCUGUAGACUAUUUUAUUCUAGUUUUGCAGGGAAAAGUGGAGGUGGAAGCUGGGAAAGAAGUAAUGAAGUUCGAAGCAGGCGCCUUCUCCUACUAUGGCAUGAUGGCUCUCACAUCCUCUCCAGUUCCCUUGUCUCUGUCUCGUACUUUUGCUGUCAGCAGAACAGAAUCAUUGGCUGGCUCACCAGAUAAUCGUUCUCCACCUCGAACAUGUGGCUUAAACCAUUCUGAUUCACUGAACCGGGGCGAUCGGAUUGAUUCAAUAGCAUCGCAGAUAGGGAGUAACAACAGUCAACUAAACUCAUUGCUACAAAUGUAUGUUCCAGACUAUUCAGUGCGUGCUCUGACUGACUUACAGUUUGUAAAGAUUACAAGACAGCAUUAUCAGAAUGCCCUGAUGGCAUCCAUCAUGGAUAAAACUCCACAGUCGUCAGACAGUGAAAACACUAAGAUUGAAUUGACUUUAAAUGAGAUGCAUGAUCACUUACCUGAUGAAACAGCAAAUCUACUCAAUGAGCAGAAUUGUGUGACUCACAAGUCAAAUCAUAGCAUGCACAAUGAAGGCAAAAUAUAGCAUAGCGACAGAGCUGCUCACUAGCUUACUGUUCUGAGAACUGCUGUGUUGUGUAUGCAGGCACAUGCAAGCACACAUGUCCACUGUCAUGAGACCAAAGAGAUGUGCCUCGGCACAAGAAGGUGAACGAAGAAUGACAGAGGUGGUUGAGUUGAACACUAUAAACAACUGCCAAGAUUCAGACAGAUCCUCUGCACACUGGUGGCUUGUUAUCCUUCUUUAUGUUCAUGUUUUCUUUUGAUUUUCCUUGCACAAAAGGAGAAUGGUAAAUGUUGGAAAGUAGUAUAAAGCACCACAUUCUGGCUGGGAAGAGAAAUGUGUAUUUUUUUAAAUGACGACCCAUUGAGAUUAAGUGUGAGACUGUAAAAUUUGUUUUAAAUUAUGGCGUGUGAUUUAUGAUGGUCAUUGAAGGUGAAUGUUCGGAAUUUUGAAAAUGCUUCCAUUUCUCCAGCUUAAUUUAGUAGGUGUUUGACAUUUUAAACAUCCAUUGUAUUAAAUGGGAUGUUACUGCAUAUUCUAUCCCAAAAGAGUUGGGGUUGCUGGGCAUUUAAAUUGUAACUUGAAAAUGGAAACUUGAUUCCACAUUUGCACAAAACAUCAUUGACUUAAUUGAUUUCAACACUUGUAUGCAAACUGUGAAUAACACUCCAAUAUAUAUGGACUCUAGAACUCCUUUGGAAGAUAUAGUCAUGUCUACAUAGCAGGUAAAUAUGCCAAAUCCACCAAUGGACGAAUGUAAAAAAGGGUUUUUCACAAUUGAGAAACAAGGCUGUAACUGUAAGUGUUCUUAUGGCAGAUAGACUAUCAUUACAUAUUGUUUAAUCAAUCAAAUUUGCAAGUAAAUUGCAGUUUGUAUUAUAUUGUACAAAACUGACUCUGAGGUGAAGUAUUCUGACUACAGUAUUCAUAACUAUGUAUAUAUUAAGCACAAAAAAUCUAUGGAUGAAGUGUAAGUUUCAUAAAAUUGUCAGUUAAAUGACAUUUAUAAUUAACAAUGGUAAAGACUUUGUAGAUUACAGACUAUUUAUUUUGUAUAUGAUUUAUUUGUAUAUUUUGUGAUUUCAUUGUUUUGUUUAUUCUGAUUCUAUCAUUCCAUUUGGUUAAAAUGGUUUUAUUCUAAAUGAUUUUUCAUUCCACUUUGUCCUUCGUGUUAUUUCUCAGUUCAGUAUGCAUUACGGUUUUGUUCUUUCAUAUUGAGUGCCUCUUCACUCUCUCUGUCUCGGUUUCCUUAGAGCAGGUACGACCUGUGCAAUCAUUAAUGGGGCUAAUUAUGGAAAUGGAAAACGAUUAACUUGGCCUGGAGUUGGUUAAUGGAGCUUCUCAUUUUAUACUUCGAAAGUGAAUAACUUUAAUAAAGAAAUGAUUCAUAAUUAAAUGGGCACUGAAUUAUUAUCAGGAUAUGCUUAGGACAAGCAGUUUUUCAUCCAGGAUAGCAGGUAAACAAAGGAAUAUUGACGCUUCUUUAUAUCCAGUCUGCCAGUAUUCUUCACCCCUCAUUUCCUUAACCGUACAUAACCAAAGCCAACCAACACUGGAAAACUUGUAAGUGGAUGAAAAUGGACCAAAGACUCUGUUCAUUGGGGUUGCUUGAAAAUGGGACCUUUGGUGUAUUGUAUACAACUCACAGGUAAAGACACCUAUAUAGAUGAGUGAGGUGUGCUAGGUGCAACUAAUUCUUUUCUUAAAUUUCAGAUGCAUUCUGUUUCUUUUCUCCAGGAGCUACCCAGUUUGUCUGGAACACCAUUCAACUGUCGAUGGCAAUCUUCCCUUGCUACAAGCGGUAGAUAGGAGGUGCAGAAUGGUCAUGGAAUGUACGCAUAGGAAGAGAGUCAAAAUAAAGGAGUUAUAGGAAGUAGUGUGAAGUUAGUGAUCAGAUGUGAUCACACUGCAAUCCAGAGAAUGCAGAAGAGGUUGAAUGGCUUAGACAACAAGACGUAGGAACAGAAUUAAGCCAUGUGGCCAAUUGUGUCUGCUAUUCCAACUCUGAACCCCAUUCUCCUGCCUUCUCCCUGUGACAUUUAACACCCGUACUAGUCAAGGACCUGUCAACCUCUGCUUUAAAUAUACCCAUUGACUUGGCCUCCACAGAUGUCUGUAGUAAUGAAUUCCAUAAGCACAGUCCUGUAUUUCUUAAGCGUGUGUGGGUGUGUGAUGUGUUGCAGCAGACUGCAGUUGAAAGGUGGAGUAGCCACAGCUAUGACAUGGCCCCACCCCUGCCAGUGCUCUCUCUCUCUUCCUGUCCCCCAUGGGUUCCUGACCCUAUGUUGCAAGUCCUGUAACCAAAGUAUGGCUUCUGAUCCAGUAGAAUCAUCAUUAUCAGAAGUAUUGCUGUGUGCAAGACACAGAUCUGAGACCUCUGCUUUUCUCCACUUCCCCGUCUCCUCCUCAGCCCUCUCUGUCCUGUGUUUGGACUUGACAACCACUGUGAAAUAUUUCAAUGCUAUUGAUCUGAAUGAUGGAAAGUUCAAGAGAUUUAGAAUCAAAGUGAUUUUCAGUCAGAUUUCUGUUGUGGGAUUGAGUAUUGUCUUCACAGAGUGGUUAAAUGAAAAUGUGUAGCAGGAGAAGUGCCCCAUGACUAUAACAGAUGGUAAUUGUAUGCAGUAUUGAUUGAACAAUGAUUUUUAAAUCUUCAUUGCCAAGAAAGAUGAAGGGUAAAGUCUGUACGAAAUAUCAAGCUCCCCAACCUACACCCAUCCUCCCCACGGGGUGCAGCAGAAAGGGGACAUGAUCCCUCAUUGUGGUCACACAUAUAAUGUUUUUACUGCAUAAUCACUGUGGAAUGAUUGAAAACCUGUGCUAAUCUCCAGAGUGUAAAAUCACAAAUCAAACCCUGCACUUUUGUAAAUUUUUAAACAUACCCAGAACAAGAGAAAACAUUGUAGCAUUUUGCAUUGGACUGUGAUACAAAAUAGUCGAGAGUUAGACUCUUUCACAGUCAGCAGGAUGAAUCGCAGUGUAAAAGGUGGGCAAAAUCGAAAAGGGUGAAUACAGGACUUGAAGGUGCUAUAUUUGAGUGUGUGCAGUAUAUGGAGUAAGGUAGAUGAACUUGUAAGACAGUUACAGAUUGGCAUGGGGAUCACCGAAUUGUGGCUGAAGGAAGAUUAUAGCUGGGAGCUUAACGUCCAAGGAUACACAUUGUAUCAAAAGGACAGACAGGAAGGGUUUCAUCUCCUAAGUUACAGAGAAAGGUUGAACAAAGUUAGGUCUUUAUUCUUUGGAGGGUAGAAGGUUCAGCAGGGACUUCAUAGAGGUAUUUAAAAUUAUGAGGGGGAUAGACAGAGUUGACGUGGAUAGGCUAUUUCCAUUGAGAGUGGAGGAGAUUCAAACAAGAGGACAUGAGUUGAGAGUUAAAGGGCAAAAGUUUAGGGGUAAUAUGAGGGGGGGGAACUUAUUUACUCAGAGAGUGGUAGCUGUGUGGAACGAGCUUCCAGCAGAAGUGGUUGAGGCAGGUUCGAUGUUGUCAUUUAAAGUUAAAUUGGAUAGCUAUAUGGCCAGGAAAGGAAUGGAGGGUUAUGGGCUGAGUGCGAGUCGGUGGGACUAGGUGAGAGUAAGAGUUCAGCAUGGACUAGAAGGGCCGAGAUGGCCUGUUUCCAUGCUGUAAUUGUUAAAUAGUUAUAAGGCAGGGUGGCGUGGCUCUGUAGGUAAAAAAAAUUAAAUCAUUAGAAAGAGGAGCCAUAGGUGUUGAAUCAUUGUGGGAAGAGCUAAGGAACUACAAGGGUAAGAAGACCCUGAUGAGAAUUACAUACAGACCCCCAAGCAGUAGUAGAGGUGUGGUCUACAAGUUACAAUGGGAGAUAGAAAAGUAUGCCAUAAGGGAAAUGUUACAAUAGUCAUGGGGGAUGUCAAUAUGCAGGUAGAUAGGAAAAAUCAGGGCGGUGCUGGAUCCCAAGAGGGAAAAUUCCUGAAUACCUAAAGAGUUGGCUUUUUAGAGCAGCUUGUUGCUAUUCUGGAAUGGGCGUUGUGCAAUGAACCAGAGUUCAAGAGCUUAAGAUAAAGGAACGCUUAGGGGGAAGAGUGAUCAUAAUAUGACAGAAUUCAUCCUGCAAUUUGAGAAGGAGAAGCUAAGUCAGAUGUAUCAGUGUUACAGUGGACUUCCAGACCGUCGAACACUACCAUCUAGAAGGACGAGAACAGCAGAAACCUGGGAACACCACCACUUGGAAAUCCCCCUCCAAGCCACUCACCAUCCUGACUUGGAAACAUUUUGCUGUUCCUUCAUUGGCAAUAGUUUAAAAUCAUGGUAUUUCUUCCCUAACGGCACUAUGAGUGUCCCUACACCUCAGGGACAGCAGCGGUUCAAGAAGGCAGCACAUCAUCACCUUCUCAAGAGCAACUAGGAAUGGGGCAAUAAAUGCUGGCUAAGCUGGAGAUGCCCACAUCCUGUAAAUGAAUAAGUAGAUAGGAAAUUACAGAAGAAUGAGAGAGGAGCUGGCUAAAAUUGGUUGGGAAAGAACUCUGGCAGGGAUGAUGGCAGAGCAACAAUGGCUGGAAUUUCCAGAAGCAAUUUGGAAGGUGCAGAAUAUAUAUAUAUAUAUAUAUCCCAAAGAGGAAGAAGUAUGCUAAAGGCAAAAUGAAUCAAUCGUGGCCAACGAGAAAUCAAAGCCAAAGAGCGGGCAUGUAAUAGAACAAAAAUUAGUGGAAAGUUAGAAGAUUGAGACUAAAAAAUGUCAUGAAGAAAAGGUGAAAUAUGAAGACAAGCUAGACAAUAGCAUUAAAGAAGGAUAUCAAAGUUUUCUUCAAAUACAUAAAAGGUAAAAGAGAAGCGAGAGUAGAUAUUGGACUGCUGAAUAUGUAGUAAUGCAGGACAAGGAAAUGGUGGACAAGCUGAAUUGCAUCAGUCUUUACUGCGGAAGAAACUAACCGUAUGCCAGAAGUUUGAGAGUGUCAGGGGGAAGAAUUGUGUGAAGUUGCAUUAAUAUGGAGAAAGUUCUUGGGAGAUUGAAAAGUCUGAAGUGGAUGUUGAACCACCGCGGAUGUGGCUGAAGAGAUUAUGGAGGCAUUAGUAAUGAUCUUUCAAGAAUCACUAGAUUCUGGCAUGGGUCUGGAGGACUGGAAAAUUGCAAUUAUCACUUCACUCUUCAAGAAAGGAAGAGAGGUUGAAGAAAGGAUAUUGUAGGCCAAUUAGUCUGACCUCAAUAGUUGGGAAGAUGUUUGAGUUGAUUGUUAGGGAUGUGGUUUUGGGUUACUUAGAGGCACAUAAUAAACUAGGCUAUAGUCAGCAUGGUUUCCUCAAGGGAAAAAUAUUGCCUGACAAAUCUGGUGGAUUUCCUUAAAGAAAUAAGAAGCAAGAUAGACAAAGGAGAACCGGUGAAUGUUGUGUUCUUGGAUUUUCAGAAGGCCUAUGACAAGGUGCCACACAUGAGACUGCUUAACAAGUUAUGAGCUUGUGGUAUUGCAGGAAAGAUUCUAGCAUGGAUAAAAUAGUGGCUGAUUAGCAGGAGGCAAAGUGUGGGAAUAAAGGGAACGGUUUCUGUUUGGCUGCUGGUGAGUAGUGUCCCACAAGGGUCUAUGUUGAGACUGCUUCUUUUUCCAAGUCAAUGACUUGGAUGAUGGAAUUGGUGGCUUUGUGACCAAGUUUAUAGACAAUAGGUGGAGUAGCAGGCAGUUCUGAGGAAGUAGAGUCUACAGAAAGUCUUAGACAUAUUAGGAAAAUGGGCAAAGAAUUGGCAGAUGGAAUAUGGUGUUGGGAAAGUCGUGAAGAAAAUAUGGAAUACAAAGGUAAGCUAGCCAAUAGCAUUAAAGAAAGAUAUCAAAAGUUUCUUCAAAUAUAUAAAGUGUUAAAAAGAUGUGAGAGUAGAUAUCAGACCGCUGGAGAGGUAGUAAUGGAAAUGGUGGACAAGCUGAAUAAGUAUUCCGCAUUUGCAAAAUCAUGCACUUGUAUGCUCAUAGAAGUAUGCACUUUGGUAGAAGAUAUAAAAGCAUUGAUUUUUCUAAAUGAAGAGAAAAUUCAAAAUUCUGAGGUGCAAAGAGUCUUAGGAUUCCUUAUGCAGGAUUCCCUAAAGUUUAAUUUACAGGUUGAGUCAGUGGUGAAUAAGGCAAAUGUGAUGUUAGUAUUCAUUUGAAGAGGACUAGAAAAGCAAGGAUAUAAUGUUGAGGCUUUAUAAAGCACUGGUGAGGCCUCACCUGGAGUAUUUUGAACAGUCUUAGAAAGGAUGUCUGACAUUGGAAAGGGUUCAAAGGAGGUUCAUGAAAAUGAUUCGUGAUUGAAAGGCUUGUGAUGUGGUUAUAUUUAAAGGCUUGUUUUCAUGGUUCUGGGCCUCUACUCACUGGAAUUCAGAAGAAUGAUGGGUGACCUCAUUGAAACCUAACAAAUGUUUUAAAAUCCUCAAUAUAGUGGAUAUGAAGAGGAUUUUUCCUAGGGCGAGGGUUUUUAAGACCAGCAGACACAGCCUCAGAAUAGAGGGGUGUCCUCUUAGAAUGGAGAUGAGGAGGAAUUUCUUUAGCCGGGGUGUAGUGAGUCGGUGGAAUUUGUUGCCACAGGUGGCUGUGGAGGCGAAGUCAUUGAGUAUAUUUAAGGCAGAGGUAGAUAGAUUCUUGAUUAGUCAGGGCAUGGAAAGGAUGCAGGGAGAAGGCAGGAGAUUGGUACUGAUAGAUCAGCCAUGAUGAAAUUAGAGAGCGGACUCGACAGCCAAAUGGCCUAAUUCUGUUCAUGUAUCUUAUGGUCUAAUAUUCUAGUAGUGUGUUAACACAAAAGAACAAGUAUGGAAUUGCACUACAUGGUAUAUGUUCCUUUGCCAGUUUGUACCAUUAUGGAAUCAAUUAGUGCAAUGAAUAUCACUGUAUUCCCUAGUAAGGUAAAAAUCAGGCUGUAAUAAAUAUCCCUACCAGGGGUUCCCAACCUGACAGACACGGACCCUUUGCUUAGUGGUAUUGAUCCAUGGCAUAAAAAAGGUUGUGCACCCCUGCACAAUGUUUCUCAAAAGUGUAGAGUCAAUACAGUAAAUGCCACUGUUUGCACAAUGAGUCUACCAUGUGGAGCAAGACUGCAGAAUAAACUUCGCACAGUACUGCUCAGUGUGAAAUCAGACUGAAUCUUAAUACCAAAUCAUUACAGUAAUGGAGUGGAGAGAAUGGAGGAGUUCUUUGAGGAUAUAUUUAGUGAAGUGGAUGAGGGAGAACUGAUGAAUGUGUUGUAUUUAGAUUUUCAGUAAAGCAUCAAACGGCAGGUGAACAUUAGUGCAUGUGGAACUGGGGUAGCAAAAUGGUGCUGUCUUUUGAUCAGAUAACAGAAAAUAGAAUGAAACAGGUGAAGAUGGAGGCACUCAAAUCCCUCCAUUGAAGUCAUUAGAACUGUGCCAUUUCUCUCUGUUCUCUGUUUCCAUCUUUUAACAGUGAGCUCAUUUUGCACUUACCUACUCAGUCACUUGCUGCCUCUCUUACAGAUUAUUAUUGUAUUCAGUUCUGGUCGCUUCAUUAUAGGAAAGAUGUGGAAGUUUUAGAGAGAAUGCAGUGAUUUACUAGGAUGCUGCCUGGAUUGGAGAGCAUGAAUCUGAUGUCUUAUGAGGAUAAAUUGAGCUUGGGUGAAAGAGGAUAAGAGGGUACUCGAUAGAUCGGGAGAAAUGGCUAAUACGAGGGGAGAAUAAUUUUAAGGAUUUAAAUAUAGGGGGAUGUCAAAGGUAGUUUUUUUUUACAAAGAGAGCGGUGGGAUGAAUGGAAUGUGUUACCAGAGGUGGUGGUAGAGGAGGAUAUGUUAGCGUAUUUAAGAGACUUAGAUAGGCACAUUGAUGAUAGAACAAUGAAAGGUUAUGUGGGAGGUAAGUUAUAUUGAGCUUAGAGCAGAUUAAAAGGUCAGCACAUUGUGGGCUGAAAGACCUGUACUGCAUUUUUGUGUGUCCUCGAGUGUUUUAUCACAUGCAUAAAGUUUCUGCCUUUAGCUUGACGACUUGUCCAUACUAUUUUAAUGGUCAAUAGGCUAUAUUCUUUACCUAACUGUUGUUGGACCUCCCAUGCAGGUGUUUUAUGGGAGUCUCACAAGAGCUUUUUGUAUUUUCUUCCUGCCCUGAUAUUCGAUGGGACAUUGUAAAGGGAGCUCAACUGGUUUCUUCUCUAGCAGUAGGUAUUAAAAAUACAAAAAAAUUGGCCUGGACAUUGAUGUUCGUCUGGGAAGGGCACUGGAUUACCCAAUGCACCAGUGGAUUUUGCAGAGACAGAUGUUAGUAAUAUCUCUUCAGUGCUUUAGGGCAUUUGCUACAGAUAAUCCAAACCUAGAGGGGAGAGAAGAGCAUUGCUGCCUUGUAAACCAUAAAUGGUCUUGAUCUUCAACCACCCUUUUGUCAGAUGAUUUUAUAUUUAUCACAUACAGUGAAAUGCAUCUUUUGUGUUAACGAACAAUACAACCCAAGGAUGUGUUGGGGACAGGCCAUAAGUGUUGCCGCACAUUCUGGCACCAACAUAGCAUACCCACAAUGUUCAACAAAACAACACAAGCAUCAACAGUAAUAGAACAAGGCCCUUUCUUCCCUACUACACACCCACCUUUACACUUACACACACAAAACACUCCACCCCUCCAGCACCUGGCCAGAUUGCCUCCACCUGCCUCACAAGCAUCGGGCCUUUGACUUCACCAUUGGACUCACAAAAUUGCAGACCCAGGGCUAUGACCAUCAGGCUUCUGUUACCCAACUUGCUGACUUUGUCAUCGACUUUCAGUAUCAACCACAGGACUUGCCAAUGGCAGGCCCUGAAUUAUACGCCUCAGACUCUGGACUGGCUGACAUAAUGAUUAAUCAGCUGUUGUGCCUCCCCCUGCAAAGGCCUGCAGCUUGGGACCUGCUGGUUUGAGGAGGGUGGUCACCAGCCC